AUGGAAUUUCUCAAGCAAACAAAACUCAUUCAACCGCCUCCAGGCACUGAUCCGCUACAGGCACGACCGGGGAAUACCACAUAUCUCUAUGCAGUGACUGUAUUUGUCUCACUUGGUGCGUUUCUGUUUGGAUACGACCAAGGCGUGAUGGGUGUGAUUGUCGCAGAUCAACGAUGGAUCGAUCUGAUGCACCCAAAGAACUCAUGGGUCACUGGAACGGUAGUUUCGCUCUAUGAUGUCGGAUGUUUUAUUGGGGCAAUGUCUCUUGGAUAUCUGGCAGAUCCUAUCGGCCGUGAGAGAACGCUGUCCGUCGCGUGUUUUGUCUUUGUUAUCGGUGCUGUGUUGCAAGCUGCAUCAUACACGAUUACGCAAAUAACCGUUGGUCGAGUGAUUCUAGGAUAUGGAGUCGGAGCAUGUGCAGGAGGCGUUCCACUAUACGUCGCCGAGCUGUCUCCUCCCGCAAUCCGGGGUCGAAUCGUGGCAAUCGAACAAAUGAUUUUAUGUUUCGGAGAACUGGUAGCCUUUUGGCUUAACUAUGGGUUCAAUUUCCUCAAGAUUGACGGCUGGUGGCGUAUCCCGCUGGCAAUUCAGAUCCUCCCAGCAAUCAUUCUUGGGAUAGGAUGCUGGUUCUGGGUGCCCCCAAGUCCUCGUUGGUUAGCUAGUCAAGACCGCCAUGAGUGUGCACGCGAAGUUCUCACUCGACUGCAUGGGUCCGAGGUAGCAGAGCUCGAGAUGCAAGAAAUCCAGUCCUCGAUUGAGUUUGAGCAUACCGUCAGCGAGGCUAGCUGGAAGGACAUGUUCAUGACGCCAGUGUUACGAGUGACAGUUCUAGGAAUGGCUGUGCAGUUCUUCCAACAGAUAACCGGAACCAAUUCUAUUCUGUACUAUACACCAUCUCUAUUUGAACGUGGUGGCAUCAAGAAUCCCCACACAGCCAACCUCGCCACUGGCGGUGUAGGCAUCGUACUCUUCGUCUUCUCAUGGGUACCAAUCUUCUUCUUUGACCGUCUCGGCCGAAAAACCUGGCUUCAAAUCGGCACUGUUGGAAUGAUGGGCGCUAUGAUUGGCAUCACGGUGCUUCAAUGGCAUGCCGAACAUAAUCCGGGAGACCCAGCCAACUAUACUAUUAUCAUAUUCCCAUAUUUGUUCUAUGUGUUCUUCAAUAUUAGCUGGGGUGUCGGAUCUUGGACUUAUGCAGCUGAGAUUUUCCCUGUCUCCAUGCGGGCCAAGGGAAAUGCCUUGACCACAGCAUCAUUGUGGACAGCAUGCUAUAUUGUUGCCCAGGCGAGUCCACCUAUUGCCGAUGCUAUCGGCUGGGGGUUGUACAUCAUCUACUCGGGGAUUUGUGUCAUCGCAUUCUUCUUUGUUCGAUAUGCCAUGGUUGAAACACGCGGCCGGACUCUCGAGGAAAUGUCUCGACUCUUUGGGAUUGAAAGCCACUUGGCCGAGCGAGUUGGUAUCAAGACGACUCCUGCGAAAGACCCUACCGAGGAGCAUAUUGAGGAUAUGGGGUCAUCGAGCCGGUAG
Molecule: messenger RNA, 1527 nt
Organism: Penicillium canescens
Lineage: Eukaryota; Fungi; Ascomycota; Eurotiomycetes; Eurotiales; Aspergillaceae
Product: sugar porter family MFS transporter
Exons: 5
Coding region: 1-1527 (508 amino acids)
Biological process (GO): carbohydrate transport; transmembrane transport
Cellular component (GO): membrane
Molecular function (GO): carbohydrate:proton symporter activity
Source: RefSeq, a predicted model, not a curated record